AUGGGUAGCCAGGCAUCCAGUAUUUCGCAGAAAAUUCUUCCGGCCGAUGCGGUCGAUUCGUUACAGUUUGAGUUCAAGAAACAGGUACACAUCUUCUCCGAAAUUAACAAUCUCGCGUAUGAGGACUUUCAAAAGUGUCUCGCCGAUUUAAACCGACUCUCACGCAAAUGUCUCGAUCCGAACGGGAAGCAACUGGUAUUUGCCGUGAAGAAAGGUUCAGACAACUCCAUCCUCUGGAAGCGCACCGUACGCAUCGCGUGCGUCAAGAUUGAUCCAGAAACGAAGAAGAUCGACUGCUUCAAGUUACUGACGCUGCAGCAGUUCCUGCAGGUAUUUCGCACAUUCCAAACGAACCUGCACGCUAUGGUGACGGUCGAGAGCCAGCGAAUACAUAGCCCCGGGGCGAGCCCGUCCAAAACCAGCGGCGGCAGUGCUGCUGGUCCGGACUCACCGUCCAACGCGAGUAUCAGCGAACUGUCGCCCAACAAUGCCGGCACAACCGAACAGCGGCCCGGUCCAAGCGAGACUCACACAAAGCAGCCGGAAACUUCAUCUGCUCCACUGUCCACAUCCUCCUCGUCGUUAUCCUCCGCAAACGUGUCGAGUGCGUUUGUGUUUCCGGAGUGUACGACUGCAUCGAUACUGAUGGCACAGGUCGACUCGAUUACGUCCGUCGAUCCGGACGGUGAGCAUAAUGAGUGCUGCAUCUGUCUCGAACGUAAACCGGAAGUGUCGCUACCCUGUGCGCACAGCUACUGUAUGCCGUGCAUCGAACAAUGGAACAUCCACCAGAAAACGUGCCCAAUCUGUGACGAGGUGCUGGCCAGCACCGAUGACACCUGGGUCCUAUCGGAAAUGCCCGAAGCGGACGAAGUGAGCGAAGAGAUUUGUGCCACUCUGCUGAAGCUGUCGAACGAAGCGAAUGGGAGCGACGAGAGUGAUAAGAAUUGGUUGCGCCGAAUGUUGGAUUUGUGA
Messenger RNA from Anopheles marshallii, 975 nucleotides. Its product is annotated as RING finger protein 141-like. The transcript has 2 exons. Gene Ontology annotation, biological process: protein autoubiquitination. Gene Ontology annotation, molecular function: ubiquitin-protein transferase activity. Lineage: Eukaryota; Metazoa; Arthropoda; Insecta; Diptera; Culicidae. The coding region runs from base 1 to 975 and encodes 324 amino acids. The record is from RefSeq and is a predicted model, not a curated record.